Messenger RNA from Vanessa atalanta (red admiral), 1941 nucleotides. Its product is annotated as xaa-Pro aminopeptidase 3-like. Bases 151 to 1692 code for a protein of 513 amino acids. Gene Ontology annotation, molecular function: metalloaminopeptidase activity; manganese ion binding. Gene Ontology annotation, cellular component: mitochondrion. The transcript has 10 exons. Lineage: Eukaryota; Metazoa; Arthropoda; Insecta; Lepidoptera; Nymphalidae. The record is from RefSeq and is a predicted model, not a curated record.
UAUUGACCAUCAUAUAUCUCAGGCCGCAGUGUUAUUGUAAAAACGUCACAAAAACAAAAAUAUAUUCUCAUUUAGUAUUAGUAUAUGUAUUAUCAGGCUAAAUAUAAAGGUCUCCGAAAACAAAAGUUAUAAUUUACAAAAUAAUUGACAAUGCAUUCUCUGCGACGUUUUUCAUUAAGUUUAAGAAUUAGAUAUUCAAAGAAGCCAAUCAAACAGGGUUUUUGUAAAGAAAGAGCGAGAUCUUUGUCUACAGUUGAAAAUCCGCCAAAUUUAAUAUCAAGCUCUCAGUUCAGAAUACCGAAAUGUAUUGUUGGACAGCCAACCUGCUACACUCACCCACACAUGAUAUCGGAAGGUUAUCUGACAUGUGGUAUAACUCAGCAAGAGUACAAGGAAAGGAGAGACACUUUAGUGAGCCAGUUAGUAGCUGAAACAGAACAUGCACACAAAUCACAUGUUAUAGUAAUUCCAGCCGCUCGUAAGCAGUACAUGUCUGAUAAGAUUCCCUAUGUCUUCCGCCAGAACUCUGACUUCUUUUAUUUAACUGGAUGCUUGGAGCCCUCUGCAAUACUUGUUUUGAUCAAGUCAGGACUGGGAGAUGUGUAUACGAGUGUGAUUUUUGUACAUGAGAAAGAUAGCCAUGCUGAAUUGUGGGAGGGACCUCGCACGGGAUGCGCGGUGGCGGGGUCGCUGUUCGCAGUCGACGAGGCUCGACCUGUCGAACAUUUUAGUAAUUUUAUUUUAAGAAUAGUCUCUACAUCAAAGCCAGCUGUACUCUGGUAUCAGAACGACAGUCCACCAAAUCCUGACAUACACGAGGUCGUUCGCUCGACGCUUCGGCAGGGUCACGUGUCGUUGGCAGAUCCUCAGAAAUACCUACACCAGAUGCGAGUGAUCAAAUCUCCAGCUGAGGUGGAGUUGAUGAAGGAGACGUGCUACAUCGGUGCACAGUCUAUGAAUCUGGCCAUGGCGUGUACGAAACCCGGCGUGAGCGAGCACGGCGUGUGCGCGGCGCUGGAGUACGGCGCGCGCGCGGCGGGCGCGGAGCACGGCGCGUUCCCGGCGGUGGUGGCGGGCGGCCCGCGCGCCGCGCACAUACACUACGUCGCCAACAACCAGCUGCUCGCGCACGGGGACCUGCUGCUCGUCGACGCAGGUAGUCAAAGGUGGCUGUACAACUCCGACAUUUCGAGGACAUGGCCAGUCUCCGGGAAGUUUUCGAAACAUCAACGGAUUUUAUACGAACUGGUGCUCACAGUGCAGAAACGUCUAAUAGAAAUACUCGGCGAACAUCGUCCGCCUCUGGACCAGCUGUUCGAUCACAUGUGCCGCUUGCUCGGGACACACUUGCAGCAGGAGGGCAUCUUGCCGCGGAACAUUGACUCCAACGAACUAAUCGGGAAAGCGUACCGCCUGUGCCCGCACCACGUGUCGCACUACCUCGGCCUCGACGUGCACGACGCGCCGCUCGUGCGCCGCCGCGUGCCCGUGCGGAGCGGCAUGGUGGUCACCGUCGAGCCAGGCAUCUACAUCCGCCAAGACGACACCUCCGUGCCCGAGGAGUUCCGAGGAGUUGGCAUCAGGAUAGAAGACGACGUCCUCAUCACGGACGGUGACCCGCUCAUACUCACAGACACCUGUGUGAAGAAAGUCGAAGACAUAGAGAAUAUUGUUGGCAAACAGAACGUUUGAUCGUUUUUCAAUCGAAUCGCUAUUCAAUGGACGAAUUAAACUUAAUUUCCUGAUGAAAGUGUUUAUGUAAGAUGUAAAAUUAGCUUCCAUUUUUAAGUGUAAUACUUAAUAAUCUUCACUUGGACAUGAGUGACCAGACAAAUAAUUAAUACUGUAUUUCAUGUUUAAUGUUAUUAGUAAAUUGUAUUAAUAGUUCCUGUACAAAUAUAACUUAACCUUUACGUUAAAUACAUAUUCAGUAUAUUUUAA